Salvelinus namaycush (lake trout) is the source of this 2216-nucleotide messenger RNA. RefSeq names its product nuclear factor 1 A-type-like. The record is from RefSeq and is a predicted model, not a curated record. Lineage: Eukaryota; Metazoa; Chordata; Actinopteri; Salmoniformes; Salmonidae. Gene Ontology annotation, cellular component: nucleus. The transcript is spliced from 7 exons. Gene Ontology annotation, molecular function: RNA polymerase II cis-regulatory region sequence-specific DNA binding; DNA-binding transcription factor activity, RNA polymerase II-specific. The coding region runs from base 1116 to 2216 and encodes 366 amino acids. Gene Ontology annotation, biological process: regulation of transcription by RNA polymerase II.
AGCUAUGUUGAGAGGUGAGCACAAGAGUUUGUCCUCCGCACACAGUGGACAAAAGUGAACUGUAGCUGUAUGGAACUCAGUGCAUGCUGUUGUGGCUACUCUCCGCGGUUAAAAGAUUAACAACGUGCUCGACACUCAACCUUAUAUAAAUGUAGAUCGGGUGCUGAAUCCUCGUAUGUAAUCCAAAGAACAAAAUCCUCCUCUCCGCCAUAUACAGGACAGACGCAAAACGGAUUCAAUUUAUCGUCUCCUGUUUAAGAUUAUUUGCUAAACGGAAACCAUCUGUCGGGCUUCAGCAAUAAGCAAUUGGUUGGGUGUUCAGAGGCAUUACUAGAUCCAUUAUCUACCGCACCCUUCUCGUUCGUAAAUCCGACAGACUCAUGUCAGAGUUCGCUCCACGGUGAAGCAAGCAGCACCACAUGCCUUCAAUGCUUUCGGUUUUUGCAACCUUUCAGUGGAGUGAAUGAGAGAUCUCUUACCGAGUCCAGAAGAACGAGCGUCUGACAAUCAGAUAUUUUUUGUAACGGUAUUAAUACGAUAUAUCAAGAUUUGCACCGUCCGAAGAUCCCUUAUUUUUUCCUCUUUCCUGUGAUUUUUAACCUCCGCUACAGCCAGUCUGCGCUGGGACUUUUCUUUUGUUGUUUAAUAUGCCUCUGGUGAAAGUUAUGAGUUCUCCAACAAAGGGACUGCUCUACGGCUUUUACUGCACUGUACGGUAGAUGAAUGCGGAGUGGAAGCGUUGUAACUCGAGGCGGGGUUAAAGUUCAGCUCUAUGCAGCGGUGAAGCGUUCGUUGCAGUUCGCAGAGUUGGAAAUGUGAAAGCAAGAAGCAGGCUUUAUUUUUCUCUCUCCCUUCUCUCUGUCUCUCCUUUUUUUUCCUUUUCACACACACGGACACAGCCACCACGCAUACACGAGCAGACACGGACACACACCCACACACAUAAACACGCAGACCCGUCACAGCAACCAAAACACACACACACACGGGCACACACACACACACACAUACAUACAUACAUACAUACAUACAUACAUACAUACAUACAUACAUACAUACAUACAUACAUACAUACAUACAUACACUCUCCAAAUCCAAGAUUAGAUACAACAGAUAUGUAUUCUCCACUAUGCCUAACACAGGAUGAAUUCCAUCCUUUCAUCGAAGCUCUGUUGCCCCACGUGCGAGCGUUUGCCUACACAUGGUUCAACUUGCAGGCCCGCAAGAGAAAGUAUUUCAAGAAGCAUGAGAAGCGCAUGUCUAAGGAAGAGGAGCGCGCGGUCAAGGACGAGCUGCUCAGCGAGAAGCCUGAGGUCAAGCAGAAGUGGGCAUCACGCCUCUUGGCCAAGCUCCGCAAGGACAUCCGGCCAGAGUUCCGGGAGGAUUUUGUGCUCACUGUCACCGGGAAGAAGCCCCCGUGCUGCGUGCUGUCCAACCCCGACCAGAAGGGUAAGAUGAGGAGGAUCGACUGCCUGCGUCAGGCAGACAAAGUCUGGAGGUUGGACUUGGUCAUGGUCAUUUUAUUCAAAGGUAUUCCCCUCGAAAGUACUGAUGGGGAAAGGCUGGUGAAGUCCCCACAGUGCUCGAACCCAGGGCUGUGUGUGCAGCCUCAUCACAUUGGAGUUUCUGUGAAGGAGCUCGACCUCUACUUGGCCUACUUUGUUCACGCAGAUGGCCAGUCAGAGAGUCCCAACCAGCAGAGUGAGUCUGAUAUCAAGGAGCAGCCUGAGAACGGACAUCUUGGCUUCCAAGACAGCUUUGUCACAUCAGGUGUCUUCAGUGUGGCCGAGCUCGUGCGAGUCUCACAGACCCCCAUCGCAGCUGGGACGGGUCCUAACUUCUCGCUGGCCGACCUGGACAGCUCCUCCUACUACAGCAUGAGCCCUGGGGCAAUGAGGCGACCCUUACCCAGCACCUCCUCCAGCAGCUCGGCCAAGAGGAUCAAGUGUAUGGAGGACGAGGUGGACAGUCCAGGAGAAGAGUCCUACUACCCAGGCCAAGGGCGCUCCCCGGGCAGCGGCAGCCAGGCCAGCAGCUGGCACGAAGUGGAAACAGUCUGUCUGGCUGCCGUGAUCGCCCACGUGCAAGCCCCUGAGACAGGGCAGAGCGGGGACAGCUCAGGCCUGAUUAAUGAACACCGGAGAAGACUUGAUAGAGGGGGAGACCGAUGGACAGCAGAGGAAGAGGAGAAGGAGGAGGAGGAGGGAGAUGCUUGA